GUCAGACCAACUCUCGUUGCUUAAAAUCUUGUCAAUAGCAAUGAUACUGUGUUCAGAAGAGCUCGUGGAGAAUCCGGGCUAUUGAAGCGAUAACUCAGGAGAAGGACUCUCGGGCUGUAGUGUCAACGACGACUAUUAACGUACGUUGCUUUAUACUGCCUUUUUUUUUACUCUCUAGUUGUCUUUAGAAUGCGGAGUGUGGCGAAGUUUGCGCUUGCUCUUAUCCCGUUUUUGUACACCCGUGGCUCAUCCACAGAAAAAAUCACUGCCGCGUCGACGACUGCAAGUAGGGCUGAACAGGAACAGCGCGAAGAAGAAUUCGAGCUACAGUUACUACCGGUGACCGACAAGCGUGCGACCGGGGAGCAUGGAGAAUUGCAAAGGAUUCAAAUUGCAGGAAACGAGUGGGAAAGUUUUCAGUUAAAAUUUGAGAGCAAGCGAGAAACUGGAGGAAAAACGACGAGCCGCUGCGUCAC
Molecule: messenger RNA, 476 nt
Organism: Amoebophrya sp. A25
Lineage: Eukaryota; Dinophyceae; Syndiniales; Amoebophryaceae
Source: the annotation of a GenBank genome assembly